AUGGUCCUAGGGGAGGAAAAGAAUCUUACUACGACUUACCCUAUAAGGAAACUAGACGGAACGGAAAAAUCGAAUGUCGGCGUUUGCCGACGCUUGAUCUGGGCAUCAUCAACAAACACGCCCACUCUUUUUCAACAACCACCAUCACCAACGACGCACACCCACCUCUCGCCAACGUCACCACCGGCCACCACGACGCACACCGGCCAUCCAUCACCCACCACAAGCACGGCACGUCCCAAGUCGGCAAGGCCAACGCCCGAACGCGUCAAGGAGCGCCUGGAGUAUACACGCUGCCACGUCGCCGACAGCGACGUGGCAACUAGAACUACCACAAUGCACGACGACGACGAUCCCGACACGCCACGUCACACGCCGCGACCACGAUACAUGACAACCACGCCACGAAGCAACCACCCACACAACCACCACACUACCACAGCAUACGCGACAACCACGCCACGUCACACCACGAAGCGACCAGCUACGAGACCACGACACGACAACCACGCCACGUCACACGACGAAGCGACCACGAACGGACACCCACGCACACAGAAACGGCCAACGGACACAACGAGGACACGAAGCAAGCGCACGACAACGAGUGCACGCCAAGACGACGCGACAACGAAGACACGACGCGAACGACGUGCACGACACACAGGACGACGCCCAGUGGUCCCCACUCCAUCCCUCCCUCCCUCACUCACUCUUCCCUCCCACCAUCCCUCUUCCUUCAUCCUUCCUCCCUUCCUCCAUCCCUCUUCCCUCCCCCUCUUCCUUCCCCUCCACACUCCCUCCUCCUUUCAUCAACCACACUCACCUCCCUCCCUCACUCCCUCCCCUCCAUCCCUCUCCAUCACUCCCCCUCUUUUCAUCAACCACUCUCUCCCCACCCCUCCCACCCCCCUCCCUUUAACACUCAAUGUAGUAAUAUAG
Laccaria bicolor S238N-H82 is the source of this 942-nucleotide messenger RNA. RefSeq lists its product as uncharacterized. The record is from RefSeq and is a predicted model, not a curated record. The transcript is spliced from 2 exons. Lineage: Eukaryota; Fungi; Basidiomycota; Agaricomycetes; Agaricales; Hydnangiaceae. Bases 1 to 942 code for a protein of 313 amino acids.